Oncorhynchus nerka (sockeye salmon) is the source of this 1443-nucleotide messenger RNA. RefSeq names its product opioid growth factor receptor-like. The transcript has 2 exons. The coding region runs from base 17 to 748 and encodes 243 amino acids. The record is from RefSeq and is a predicted model, not a curated record. NCBI's taxonomy places the organism in Eukaryota, Metazoa, Chordata, Actinopteri, Salmoniformes, Salmonidae.
UGUCCAUAGGAAAAAUAUGACAUUAACAAUGUAUAUAUUAAAAAGUAUUUCUAUUGACAUGAUCCUGCCUGAGAGCUGGGGCCCAGAGAUCCUGUCAGAGAGCUGGGGCCCAGAGAUCCUGUCUGAGAGCUGGGGCCCAGAGAUCCUGUCUGAGAGCUGGGGCCCAGAGAUCCUGUCAGAGAGCUGGGGCCCAGAGAUCCUGCCUGAGAGCUGGGGCCCAGAGAUCCUGUCUGAGAGCUGGGGCCCAGAGAUCCUGUCAGAGAGCUGGGGCCCAGAGAUCCUGCCUGAGAGCUGGGGCCCAGAGAUCCUGCCUGAGAGCUGGGGCCCAGAGAUCCUGCCUGAGAGCUGGGGCCCAGAGAUCCUGUCUGAGAGCUGGGGCCCAGAGAUCCUGUCUGAGAGCUGGGGCCCAGAGAUCCUGCCUGAGAGCUGGGGCCCAGAGAUCCUGCCUGAGAGCUGGGGCCCAGAGAUCCUGCCUGAGAGCUGGGGCCCAGAGAUCCUGUCUGAGAGCUGGGGCCCAGAGAUACUGUCUGAGAGCUGGGGCCCAGAGAUCCUGCCUGAGAGCUGGGGCCCAGAGAUACUGUCUGAGAGCUGGGGCCCAGAGAUACUGUCUGAGAGCUGGGGCCCAGAGAUACUGUCUGGAGAGCUGGGGCCCAGAGAUACUGUCAGAGAACUGGGGCCCAGAGAUACUGUCAGAGAACUGGGGCCCAGAGAUACUGUCAGAGAACUGGGGCCCAGAGAUACUGUCUGAGAGCUGGGGCCCAGAGAUACUGUAAAUCCCCAUUGUACAGUAGUCUAGCUAUUUUUAGGCUUGAAAGGAUAUCAGCAUGACUGUCAUAAAAGCUGCAGUUUUAUUCUCAAGGCCUGCGUCCAAAAUGGCCCCCUGUUCCCUUUUUAAUGACCUACGUUUGACCAGAGCCCAUAGGGAAUAGGGUACUGACCUGGGUCUUCACUGUGUUUUUGAUCUUAGAAGCAGCAAAGAAGACAUAAGCACAAACCAAACAUUCCUUCAGUCAAACACAACACCAACACCUCUGAACUCAGCACUCAGGGCCAGUUGGAGCCUCCUUCAUUGCACCUGUUAUCGGCUUUGGAUGGGAGGGAGAGGAGAGAGAGGAGCAGGAGGAGAGAGCAGCAGGAGAGGAGGGAGAGGAGAGAGCAGAGGGAGAAGGAGAGGAGGGAGGAUCAGGAGAGGGAGGCUCAGAGCAGCCAUCACAGGGAACAGAAGCAGACUGUCUCCAGGAGGAGUAGACAAGUUGUGUCCCUUCCUCACAACCACAGCUCCAGCCAUAGCUCCCAGGUCCUGCCUGGAGGUGUACCUGUGGGCCAGAGGACAGCCCAGGUGUCUGGGGGGUUGGGUUGUGUAGAGGGGGAUGUAGGGGGAAAAGAGAAGGGAGAAGGGGACAUAUACAGUGACAUAGACACAGACCUGUCUGAAUCAGAGAG